Heterocephalus glaber (naked mole-rat) is the source of this 1892-nucleotide messenger RNA. RefSeq names its product charged multivesicular body protein 6 (gene Chmp6). Gene Ontology annotation, biological process: vesicle budding from membrane; late endosome to vacuole transport via multivesicular body sorting pathway. Lineage: Eukaryota; Metazoa; Chordata; Mammalia; Rodentia; Bathyergidae. The record is from RefSeq and is a predicted model, not a curated record. Gene Ontology annotation, cellular component: ESCRT III complex; multivesicular body.
GGAGUUCCUGAAGGCCCGGGGGGGGGGGGGACGACGACGGUGGACUUGAAUCAGGAACCCUGCACUUCAGGGAGCAGAGUUUUGGUCUUCAGCCACACCGGCAGGGCGCACACGGCGCGUCCGUAAGACCAUCCGGACUAACGCGGGUUUACUCCAGCUGCUUCUGCGGGUCCAGCGAGCCCCUGCGGGAAGUGAAGCCGGAGAGUCUUGCAGAGCUUGUGGGCGGUUUGCGUUCUUCAGCUCUUGGCCCUGCGCGGCCGCCGUAGGGAGGGGGAGUGAGUACGGUGGCCGCAGGGUGGCGACCGUGGGGCGGCCGGUCGCGGGUCCGCCAUGGGCAAUCUGUUCGGCCGCAAGAAGCAGAGCCGGGUCACCGAACAAGACAAGGCCAUCCUGCAACUGAAGCAGCAGCGGGACAAGCUGAAGCAGUACCAGAAGAGGGUCACACAGCAGCUGGAGCGUGAGCGGGCACUGGCGAGGCAGCUGCUGCGGGACGGCAGGAAGGAACGGGCCAAGCUGCUGCUCAAGAAGAAGCGGUACCGGGAGCAGCUCCUGGACCGAACAGAGAACCAGAUCAGCAGCCUGGAGGCCAUGGUUCAGAGCAUUGAGUUCACCCAGAUCGAGAUGAAGGUGAUGGAGGGGCUGCAGGUGGGAAACGAGUGUCUGAACAAGAUGCAUCAGGUGAUGUCUAUUGAGGAAGUGGAGAGGAUCCUAGACGAGACGCAGGAAGCUGUGGAGUACCAGAGGCAAAUAGAUGAGCUGUUGGCCGGAAGCUUCACACAGGAGGAUGAGGACGCCAUCCUGGAGGAGCUGAACGCGAUCACUCAGGAACAAAUAGAGCUCCCAGAGGCUCCUUCAGAGCCCCUUCCUGAGACACAUCCAGAAAAAGCCCCUGUCAAGGUCAGGCCCAGGCAGGCAGACCUGGUGGCAGCCUCCUAACUCAACUGCUCACAGGACUUGGGGGCUCCCCAGGACUGGCCCAGAGAGUCUGGGUUGGUGGCCAGCGUGGAUUGUGCUGCUGGGCGGAGCUGCGGCUCAUGUGGGCUCGAGCAUCGGGGACGGCUCAGGAGCGGCUCCCUCGCUGUUCAGGCUGAGUCCUGGCAUGGCUGUCUUGCUCUCAUUUCUGGAUUAAAUGGCAACGUGCAAACCCUUGGAGGCCAUGGUUCCGCAAUGGCCACGGCCUGGACCUGCUGCUCCUGGUGCUGUUCACUGCUGCCCCAGACCCCAGUGGCCUGUGCUCUCCCGAGGGGAAGGUGCCAGCUGGCCUUGAGGUCCCUAUGCUUUUUCACUUCUUUGUUGCUCCCAUUAGCUGGUGAUGGGCUGGUAAAGGCUCCCGUCUUGCCUGACAUCAGUUUCCCUGCAGGGUAGGGGCAGAACCCCUAGGAACCUGCAUUUGCUGACCCUCCCAGUACCUCUGCCUUGGCACCCAGACUCAAGCUUCUGUCAUUCAGGGGAGGUGGGCCAGAGGCCAUCCCUGCUGGACUGACGAUCACAGGAGUCCCAGCCUCACCCUGUCACCGUGGGUCUGUGCACCGUGGCUCGGCCCUGCUGAGGAAGGACACCUGAAGGGGGUAGCAAGACCCGGCUCUGGCAGGUGUGGCCUCAUCUUGUGCCCAUGGGAGUCCUGCACCCCCCACCCACCAGCUCUUGAGCCACCAACAGCCAGGACAGGAGGCACACAGCCUGGAAGACUCCUCGAACAUGGCGCUUACUUUGUUGGACAAUCUCACUGGUGUCUCACUGGCCUGUGAGAAGCACGAGGGCAGUGGCCCAAGAGAGCCCUACACACCUGCAAGGACACCAGGAACAGCAGGGAGUCUCUUCCUUAUCCUAAGCAGGUCAACCCAUGUAUUAAAGGUGGCCCUUGCACGGCCUGUGGCCUCGUGGACUUGGCA